Molecule: messenger RNA, 2300 nt
Organism: Mangifera indica (mango)
Lineage: Eukaryota; Viridiplantae; Streptophyta; Magnoliopsida; Sapindales; Anacardiaceae
Product: ethylene-responsive transcription factor RAP2-7-like
Exons: 8
Coding region: 498-2078 (526 amino acids)
Biological process (GO): regulation of DNA-templated transcription
Molecular function (GO): DNA binding; DNA-binding transcription factor activity
Source: RefSeq, a predicted model, not a curated record
CUGAUAUGUUCCCUCACACGUCCCAUCUCCGUCUUUGCUCUCUCUCAGUAAAACCAUUUUCUCUCUCUCUAAAACCAUGGACUCAGUUAGUCUAUGUUGUUUUCGCCGAUUAAUUGAGCAAAUGCCAACCUCCGCUAAGCUUCUCGUUCUCUGAGUAAACGACGCCGUUUUUGUGUUCCGGUUAACCUCCACGAUGGCCUGGAACGUUGUGCGGUAGUCAUAGACAUAGAGAGAAAGCAAGCUUGUGAUUCUACCUAUUAUUUUUAAAUCUUGAGUUUUCCGGUUGGUUUGAAUCUUAAGUUUUCUUCCUUUCAUGAUUAAAAUUCUCAGCUCUGAUCAAUAUCACCUAAUUGUUUAAAAUAUUUGAUAAUCUCCUGUCCAAUCGAUCUCAACCAUCGGAUUGGAUUAUUCCUUGAAUGCUUUGUUUAAGCUUUUGUGGAGCUGAGUAGUGAAAAAUAAAGCUAAAUUAGAGUUGAAUUUAGUGAUAUAAGAGAGCUAUGCUGGAUCUUAAUCUGAACGUGGUGUCGAUCGAGUCGACUCAACAGAACGUGGACGAACGAGUCGACUCGGUGGUAUUUUUGGAGAAAUUUCCUGAAGGUUCGUCGGGAACCUCUAAUUCAUCUAUCGUCAAUGUGGACGCGUGCAGCAAUGUUGAGGACGACGAGUCGUGCUCUACACGCGCCAACGUCAGUGACAACACUGUUUUCACCUUCAACUUCGACAUAUUAAAGGUCGGUGAGGGCAGAGGCAAGAGCGAAAACGAGAACAGGAAUCAGAGCGAAGUUGUGACAAAGGAGUUUGCGUUUUUUCCGGUAAGUGGAGGAACAAAGCGAUAUGGAGGUGACUUAGCGACCUGCGAGGGACAGUCUUCUAGAAACUGGAUCGAUCUUACAUUUGACAAACAACAACAGCCGCAGCAUCAGCAACUACAACAACAGGAAGGUGGAGUAGAGGUGCGAGCAGUGCAGCAACCGUCACAGCCGGUGAAGAAGAGCAGGAGGGGUCCCAGGUCAAGGAGCUCCCAGUAUAGAGGAGUCACGUUUUAUAGGAGAACUGGUCGAUGGGAAUCUCAUAUCUGGGAUUGUGGAAAACAAGUGUAUCUGGGUAUGAAUAUGAUAUUAUGUAAUUUUGAUUCUAAAAUGACUUUGGCCAGUCAAGGAAGUUACUACAAUUUGUUUUUAUUUUCUCUAUUUUUUGGCGUAUAUCAAUUUUAUGUAUGGGUUUCUUGUUGCAUAUAUUUAGGUGGAUUUGACACUGCCCAUGCUGCGGCUAGGGCUUAUGAUCGAGCUGCUAUUAAGUUCAGGGGUGUUGAUGCUGACAUCAAUUUUAAUCUUGCUGAUUAUCAGGAAGAAUUGAAACAGAUGAAGGAUCUGACCAAAGAAGAAUUUGUGCACAUACUACGUCGCCAGAGCACUGGUUUCUCAAGAGGAAGCUCAAAAUAUCGGGGGGUGACACUUCACAAAUGUGGCCGAUGGGAAGCUCGAAUGGGGCAGUUCCUUGGCAAAAAGGCUUAUGACAAGGCGGCCAUCAAAUGUAAUGGAAGGGAAGCAGUCACCAACUUUGAGCCAAGUUUAUAUGAAGGAGACAUGGUCUCUAAGGCCGGUAACGAAGGCAGCGAGCAUAAUCUUGACCUGAACUUGGCAAUAUCUCCAGCAAAUGGCAGUGGUUUGCACACUGUAAGAAAUUCAAAGAUGGAAAACUCUACUGCUGCAAUAGCAGGUGAUCCACCUUCCAGAGGAGUGAGGACUUCUGAGCACCCAAUUUUCUGGAAUGGUUUAUAUCCCAGUUUUCUUCCCACUGAGGAAAGAGCAACAGAGAAGAGAAGUGAGUUAGGUCUCCCCAACUGGGCAUGGCAAAUGCAUGGUCAGGUCAGUGGCAGCCCAAUGCCGCCAAUGUUCUCUACUGCAGCAUCAUCAGGAUUCUCAUUUUCAGCUACCCCUCUCCCGGCUGCCAUUCUUUCAUCAAAACCUCUCAACUCCGCAGCCCUCAAUCUCUGUUUCACUCCUCCACCCACCACCACUGCCGCCAACACCUCUCAGUUCUUUUAUCAGAUGAACCGACCACAGCUGCCACCAUAGCCUAUCUUCACUUCACCCCUAAAAUAUACAGUCACAAUAGGCAUCAAUAACAGCGGUGAUCUUCAAAUUCAAUUGUAUGAUUCCAAUAUUAAUUCAUAUGCCCCCUAUAUGUAUCAAGAAUGUGCUAAUCCCAUUUGAAGUGUUUUUACUACAAAACUUAUUUUAUUUCUCAAUAUUAUGUUAUGUGUGAAAUUAUUAGAAGUAUUUUCCAUUUUGAAACAA